AUGGAUCCAGAAUGGUUACGUCCGUCAAAGGAAACUUCAGAGUUAUUUCAGACCCUUCUACCGAAAAUAAACGAGUCCAUCAAAUUCUAUGAUGUAGAAUAUACAGUUGGGACGCUGCGACCGAUUGUUAGGAACCGACCUAGCUACUGGGAGGAAGUAAUCCGGUUUGAUAGCGAUGGGCUUAUUAUGGUUGCCGAUGCAACGGCGGAACCGUUAGGGUCGGUCAUUCUCGAAUUUCAAAAUCCUGAAGUUUCUCAACAAGUUACGAAUACCAUUUUCACAAGACUUGUCCGGCAUCUCGCGUUCUGGAACCAUAGACGUGACUUUGAUAUAUUGAAACGCAAAUUCCCUAGUGGUUUCCUUCAUCGAAAGAGCGAAAUCGACAUUUCUAGAAUUUUCGUCGAAUUUCGUUCAGACCGGCACCUCUCUUGGUCACUAGGACCUUUAGCUGGAACUAUCCCAUUAUGGAUCAAAGAUCGUUUCUGUUCAUCUGGUAAGUGGAAUGGUGGAGAAAAGAGUUUCAAGUCCCGAAUUAGGUUUUUCCGCGCAAAAUUUCAAGAUCGUCAAACACUGCUGAACUUCUACGUGCAUCUUGAGAAUAUUUCUCGGAAUGAGUUUACGCAGAGCAUGUUGGAAGAUGAAAGACAUUAUCUUUGGGCGGUUCGAUCGUUGACAUUGGCUGCAAAUUUCACGUAUGAACUGCUCGACGAGGGUCUCCACCCCAAUUCCAAGAGCUUUAAGGAUCUUCAAACAAUGCUAUGGGAUGGUUUGGGGAGGUCUUGUCCUAGUUCUGCUCUUGCCGCUAUUUGGCCCGUUCUAUCGAAACUCCCGGAUGAUCUACUACAAGAGGGCAAUCUAAUUAGACGUCUCGUAACACCACCUAGAAAUUCAUCACCUGAAGCUCUGUCCGAUUCACAGCAUGGAACCUCGUCUGAAUCAGCGUCACUCCAAAAUUCAAUACCCGAGUUGCCUCAAACGCCCGUGAAAAAUGCCGAAACCGACAAAGAUACGAACUGA
Sclerotinia borealis F-4128 is the source of this 1017-nucleotide messenger RNA. Lineage: Eukaryota; Fungi; Ascomycota; Leotiomycetes; Helotiales; Sclerotiniaceae. The record is from the annotation of a GenBank genome assembly.